Penaeus monodon (black tiger shrimp) is the source of this 1726-nucleotide messenger RNA. RefSeq lists its product as uncharacterized. Gene Ontology annotation, molecular function: methyltransferase activity. The record is from RefSeq and is a predicted model, not a curated record. The transcript is spliced from 7 exons. Bases 16 to 1074 code for a protein of 352 amino acids. NCBI's taxonomy places the organism in Eukaryota, Metazoa, Arthropoda, Malacostraca, Decapoda, Penaeidae.
CAAUUAAUAAUUCUAAUGACAUUUUAUGUAAUUUUCCAUAUCUUUAUAUUUCGCAUUGCGGAAUGCGACCGGCAUUUGUUUCUUUGUUUACAUGGAUCAGCUGAUGGCGAGAGUACACGCGGACACUGUCUUGCCGCUCCUACUAUACACUACAUACGAGGACACAUAAAAAAAAAAUAUAUAUAUACAUACUUUAGGUGGAGUAUGGAUCUGAAGGGAGCGCAGGAGGCUUUCCUGGCGGUGCUGCAGCAGAUCCCUCAGCCAGAGACCCGCAAGGCUUUCCUAGCAUGGGUAGAUGACACCUGGAUCAGAGGAGUGCCACCAACACUGAUGGUAUGCCCACCACCAUGUCCACCUCCACCUUUAGUACCUGGCUGCACCUCAGAUUACAGCAGUGGGGAUGCCAAACUGAGAAAAAUUGCUGAUGACCUGCGAGAAAUUAUGCCACUCAAUGCAAUUCUUCCGACUGAGCAAAUAACGUUUCCAUCUGUAGGAGAGUGUCAUCAUUACAAUUAUUUUGUUUCAGCUUACAUCAGCCACUCAGCUUCAAGAGAGAGACUAGCCUACAUUUUCCGAGCAUUGCUCCCACCUAUACCGGAGGACACCAUUUUACUGGAUAUAGGUUCAAGAUUAGGGGCAGUUUUGUAUGGGGCAUAUAUUUAUAGCAAAUGCAGAAGAAUAGUGGGUGUAGAAAUUAAUCAAGAUUUAUGUCAAGUUCAGCAAACAAUUAUCAACAAAUAUCAGUUCCAGGACCGUGUACAAGUUGUAGGAGGUGACAUACAAGAGCAAGCAGAAAUUGUGCGUGCUGCAGACAUCAUAGUUCUCAAUAAUGUUUUUGAGUUCUUCAUGCCACCUGCUGUUCAAGCUCGCAUCUGGGCUUUCUUACGGAGUAGUAUCAAGAAAGGAUGUUUGCUGGUCACCAUUCCCUCCCUAGAAGACUCCCUGCAGUAUAUAGAUUGUGGCUUCCGUGUUCAAGAAUGGGCCCGAGAGCUUCCACCACAUGACCCCAAUAUCACAGCACCAUUUGACUUCCAGAGUGAAACUUCUGAGGUGAAGCUCUAUCAAAUCAUUUAAGUUAUAGAAGUGUCCAAAAGUGUCUUGACCUGAAACUAUGUCUUUGAGAAAUGUAAAGAAUAUAUUUUAAGUAUAUUGGUGAAGUAUGUUUCAUGCUACAAGAGUGACAGACUUAUCAGUCAUAAUUUUAGUGUGUUUUUUUUUUCCUCUCUCUCUCUCUUUUCUUUUCGUUUCUCUUUUUUUUCCAAUACCAGAAAAAGCUCCUUUCAAUAGGAAUGUAUGUUGGAAGUCAUUUUAACAAGGGCGCAAUCACCAAGUAUUUCCCAGAACAGAUUUGCAUUUGAUUGCUAUGAACAGAAACCAGUCUGAACAGUGUAUGGGAAAAAUAUAUUUAGAUACAAAUAUUCUGACUGUAUCCCUUUUGCCAAAGACUUGAGCAUUUUGGAUGUUCAUUGUUUUGUGAUGUCAUCAAAGUGUAGAAGACUUCUUUUGGUUGUGUACUGUUUUAAGUACAUAACUUAUGUAUAUAGUAUGAAAAGAGUGCCAUGCCAUGUUUUUUAUGCCUUCUCAUUUUUGUUGUUAGGAAUGAGGUUUACAGUGUGUAAGACUGCAGUAUCCUUUUGUUUGAGACAAUAUUAUGUGAUUGUCAUUCCUGUCAGAUUGCCUAUUAAAACAGAGAAUAUGAUCUAGAAUCAUAUGUCAAUAAGAUUAA